ACGCGGCUCUAAAAAUCGCACUCACCGUCGGUCCAUGACUGAAGCAACAUCGUUCUAGGUGUGCACAUUUUCAUUAGCUUUAUCGUCCUAAGCACCAACCGCGCCAGUUCUCGCGCCGUCAGGUGUAAGACAUACUUAUAGACCCACAAGUGAAACACGUGUUUUGGAGUUCAUCAACUGUAACCGAUAACCUAGAGAAAGACUUUUCGAGUGAACCUACAGCAACGUGUUUUCAAGAUGACUGCGGAGAAAGCUUCCAAUUCACCAGGAUCGCUCAAACCGGACAGGAAAAUCGUAAAACUCUAUCUGGCAGCCAUUGGGGCAAACAUCAUCUCGCUGUCGCUAGGAACGGCGAUCGGAUGGUUGUCACCCUUUCUGCCGCUGCUCAUCUCUCACGAUUCACCGUUGGAGCACGGCCCGGUAACAGAUAUACAGGCCACCUGGAUUGCGUCACUGCUGUGUAUCGGCGCGUUCUUCGGCACGUUCUUGUUCGGUUGGAGUGCGGAGCGGUUUGGCCGAAAAAUGUCGCUACUAGCGACGGCCCUGCCACUGGUAGGGUUCUGGGCUUGCGUUGCCUUUGGAUCCUCGGUCGAACUAUUGUACACGGCCCGUCUACUAGCUGGUCUCGGGGCUGCCGGUGUGUUUCUGCUAGUGCCAAUGUACAUCACGGAAAUCGCGGAAGACAGGAUUCGUGGAACAUUGGGUUCGUUCUUCAUUCUUUUCCUCAACAUCGGAACGCUGGUAUCGUUUGUGAUGGGCAGCUAUCUCUCGUACCAUCUAACCGCGUACAUACUCUGUACACUACCCAUCGCAUACCUGGCCGUAUUUAUCCAAUUCCCCGAAACUCCGCAGUACCUGAUACGCUGCAAUCGCGUUAGGGAUGCCGAAUGUUCGCUCAAGUAUCUCCGAGGUUAUACUUCAACGCCGGAUCACCUGGAAAUGUUGCGCACUGAAAUGGAUGGUCUGCUGCAGAUGCAGGUAACCGGUGAAAAGAGUGCCGAUGGAACCACGGAACAAGGCGGCAUUUCGCUUUCCGAUUUUGCCUCACCCUCGGCUCGUAAAGCCCUGCUGAUCGGAUUGGUACUGGUAUCGUUGAAUCAGCUGUCCGGAUGCUUUGCGCUCAUUAACUAUACAGCGCAAAUUUUUGCCGAUGCUGGGUCCGAUCUUGAUCCAAACAUGGCUGCCAUUAUAGUGGGAGCAAUCCAAAUUAUCGGUUCGUAUGGAUCCACGAUCGUGGUUGAUCGCUGUCAACGAAAGCAUGUCUACAUCGCUACGAGCUUCCUGGCGGCCAUCGGACUGUUUGCAAUGGGGACGCAUGGUUACUUGAAAAGCCAGCGCAUCGAUGUAAGCGCCAUCAACUGGAUCCCGGUGGCAAGCCUUUCGUUUGUCAUAUUUAUCGCUUCCGUGGGUUUACUACCGCUAACGUUUGUUAUACUUUCGGAGAUUCUUCCCCCCAAGGUGCGCAGCCUAGGUGGUUCGUUAUGUACCGCCUUUUUGUGGACAAUCAGCUUCCUGGUGGUGAAAUACUACCCCGUAAUGGUUGAGCUCGUAGGUUUGCACGGUUGCAUGUGGAUGUUUAGUGCCGUGUGUCUAUCAGCGGGUCUGUUCAACGCUAUCGUCAUUCCCGAGACGCGUGGACGCAGCAUAGAGCAGAUUAUACAUGCAAUGGAAAAUGACAUCAAGAGUUAACUUUCCGGAAUCCUAGAGUCCUCAUCGGUAAGGUACCUUUUUUCCUUUUGUACAGCUAAAUUAUGCAUUUCGUUGUUAGUAUUCGUAGGCUUAAGGACUGUACAUAAUAAUUUCUAGGCGAUACCGCGAAAGUGAGUUAAUAAAGACACUAAAUAACA
Molecule: messenger RNA, 1847 nt
Organism: Anopheles darlingi
Lineage: Eukaryota; Metazoa; Arthropoda; Insecta; Diptera; Culicidae
Product: facilitated trehalose transporter Tret1-like
Exons: 6
Coding region: 238-1689 (483 amino acids)
Biological process (GO): carbohydrate transport; transmembrane transport
Cellular component (GO): membrane
Molecular function (GO): sugar transmembrane transporter activity
Source: RefSeq, a predicted model, not a curated record